AUGGCUGCUGCGCAAAUCAAGGAAUCGGCAGAAGCGAAAGACACCAAGGUCUUUUAUGAAAUUAGAGAUAUCGAUUUAAUAGCAAAAGAGUUCAAGCAUCAUGACUUCUGUUACAGAGAAUUUACAAGAAAAGUAGCAAAUGCGAAUACUAAACAGUUCGAAGACAAUGAUGCGAAAGGUAAUUUCGACAAAGUAACAGAUUACAUACAACGAAAAGUUUUAUCCCCAAAUCAGGCCAUCUCUAUGACAGUAGGCUACUACAUGAUUUUUAUGGUCUCCAUACCCAAGAUACCAGAUAUAGAAGCAAGUUAAAAAAUAGGAUUGUUACAAAAUUUCCUGACCAAUUAUUAUUUUUAACAAUUGACGCUAAAACACCUCAAGUUGUGAUCAGCUGUGAAGGAACAAAUAAGAAUACAUUAUUGAAAAAUCACGAGGAAGUAAUCAAACAAGCGGCUGAAUAUGUUCGAGAAGACAUACGAGAAUAUGCGCGAGAUUCUCCCGAAUUACAAUGGCCACCAUAUAUCGAGGAACUUGCUGCUGAAACUCGCCCGGUUCCCUCGUCAGUUAGAUCAUUCUUAAUUCGUCUCCUGACUGACGACAGAUAUUCGCCAUCUUUGAACGCUCAACGUUUGGUACAAUCGUAUGCUGCUGAUCUUGUUCAUGGGGUUACAAGAGGAAACGUUAUGACCGCGAAACAUUUUUUAAUAGGUCUUGGUUUACACAGCAUUACAGGGAAAAAGAAACCAAUUCAACUACUCAACCUGUUAGAACACUCAAUAGACUACAAUAUGGUAUGUGAGAUUGAAACGGCUCAUGCACAAGCCAAUCAAAAGAUCUCUGAAACACAUGGUACAACUGCAACUGAAGAACAUGCGGUGUUAACGUUUUUUGGGCGGACAACUUCGAUAUGAAUCUUGAAAUACAAACUGGUCAUGGCGCAAUAAAUUCUACACACAUGAUUCCAUUCCAGGAAGAGUCACAAUUCACGAUGGAAAGAAGCACAUCGAAGGUUAAAUUCGCAAGAACAGGAAAACGCUCGAUUGCACAAAGUCAUAUGGAAGGUGAAGAAAUGCAAGUUAAUCCAAAGAAAGAGCCUCCCAGUUUUGUUAAUUAUUCAGCUGAUGAAAUAGUGAAAAUUAAGCCAGAGACUGUCUGCGGAACGUUUCCUGACGUGGAUGAUACUUCGACUGAUUAA
Messenger RNA from Paramuricea clavata, 1195 nucleotides. Lineage: Eukaryota; Metazoa; Cnidaria; Anthozoa; Malacalcyonacea; Plexauridae. The record is from the annotation of a GenBank genome assembly.